Ceratotherium simum simum (southern white rhinoceros) is the source of this 723-nucleotide messenger RNA. It is a transcript of the gene CDPF1, whose product is annotated as cysteine rich DPF motif domain containing 1. NCBI's taxonomy places the organism in Eukaryota, Metazoa, Chordata, Mammalia, Perissodactyla, Rhinocerotidae. The record is from RefSeq and is a predicted model, not a curated record.
UUACUGAUUUUAAUUUAAUUAUUUUGGGCUUGGAGAAUGUACUCUAUGAUUUUAGUCUUUUAAAGUCUGAGGCCCAUUUUAUGGCCCAGGGUAUAGUCUAUCUUGGUGACUAUCUCAUGUCCACUUGAAAAUGAUGUGUGACCUUGAGCAGGCCUCGUGCUCACUCUGAACUUGAGGUUCCUUGUCUGUAAGGGGCGCCCUGUGUCUUGUGAGUAAGCAGCGAGCAGUGGGAGGCUUUGUGAUGUGUGUAGUUCUUGGUUCUGAAGGUGCCAUGCCCUGUCUCUUGAUCUUGCAGAUGGCGUGUGAGACAGAGUGUCGUCCCUUGGGCGUAUUUAAGUGCCAGCUCUGUGCCUUGACAGCUCCAUACAGCUAUGUGGGGCAGAAGCCCCCCGACACGCAGUCUGUCGUCCUCCUGGAGGAGAGCUACGUCAUGAAGGACCCCUUCACCUCAGACAAGGACAGAUUUCUGAUCCUGGGCUCGCGAUGCAGUUUAUGCAGCAGGCUGGUGUGUGUGGGCCCGGAAUGCAGUAUAUUCUAUUCCAAGAGAUUUUGCCUCCCCUGUGUCCAGAAGAACAUCGAUGCUUUCCCUCAGGAAAUUCGGCAAGACUUGGAGAAAAGGAAAGUUCCAUCAAAGAGGCCUGCCAGCCAGCCCAGUUCUCGGACAUGAGGGCAGCUGGGUGCCAGAUCCACAGUAGUGCCCUGCAUGGGGCUCCUGGGCCAGCU